This is a messenger RNA of Dissoconium aciculare CBS 342.82, 2008 nucleotides long. RefSeq names its product PAP2-domain-containing protein. The record is from RefSeq and is a predicted model, not a curated record. NCBI's taxonomy places the organism in Eukaryota, Fungi, Ascomycota, Dothideomycetes, Mycosphaerellales, Dissoconiaceae. The transcript is spliced from 3 exons. Gene Ontology annotation, cellular component: endoplasmic reticulum membrane. The coding region runs from base 188 to 1834 and encodes 548 amino acids. Gene Ontology annotation, molecular function: sphingosine-1-phosphate phosphatase activity.
GUACAUCUUCACGUUCGCCAAGAAAAACCAAUAAUCUUCAUGUCUCGAUGAAUGACUUGUUUCUGUCGACAUUCAGAUACUACUUACUCAUUGCUAUACAUGACCAAAGCCCGGGAAACGACCCGAAGGUGACGCCGCCGUGAUCCGACAAAUUUCUACUCCCGCUGAUCGGGACAAUCUCUCCUUCAUGUCCCAUUCGGGGCCGAGCCUUCGAUAUCAGGCGCAUCUCCGAGCUCCCUCUCCCGACCCCGAUGCUGGUCUUCGGGGAGUAGGCCAUUAUGAACGCAAAUUGCCGAAAUGGCGAUAUCGCCUGCGGCAAUGGCUGAUCCCACUUGUCCGAUGGGAGACACCCUACCUCGCCAAACUCCAGCAACUAUCUCGGACGCCUUUGCUGGACUCAUACUUUGCUAUGACGGCCAAUUUGGGCACCCAUACCUUUUUCAUGACUUUUCUUCCCCCAUGCUUCUGGUGUGGGUUUCCGAAUUUUGGAAUGGGUUUGAUUCAUAUGCUCGCUGCAGGAGUCUACUUGAGCGGAUAUGCAAAGGACCUCGUCUGUCUACCCAGACCGCUGUCGCCUCCGCUCCACCGCAUCACUAUGUCGGGGUCCGCUGCGUUGGAGUAUGGUUUCCCUUCAACGCAUACCACCAACGCCGUGUCGGUGGCUCUAUCUUUACUGCACGAAUUGUGGAAAAAUCAAGAUCACUACUCGCCAUUGACGUAUCGGUUACUGGUUGCAGCAUGUCUCUGUUAUGCCACCUCGAUCAGCAUAGGUCGGAUGUACUGUGGCAUGCACGGUUUCCUUGAUGUUCUCUUUGGUGCUGUCCUAGGAGCAUUCAUUGCCGCUAUCCGAGUGGCCUAUGGAACGGCAUUCGACAAUUCAGUCAUCGAGGGAAGCUUACCAUAUCUCAUCUGUGUUCUCGUCAUUCUUUUGCUUGCAGUUCGAUUCCACCCGGAACCUGCCGACAACUGCCCCUGCUUCGACGAUAGCGUUGCAUUUAUCGGAGUGGUCAUGGGUGGUACUGUCGCCACCUGGCAUUAUUCUCGCUACUUGACCGGCUCCUCCCUCCCGGAGAUAACGCUAUCGCAGAUGUACGUGUACACCAAUAGCGACUUGUUGAAGUCAGUCGGCAGGCUGGUGGGAGGUAUUCUGGCCGUCUUCGUGUGGCGAGCGACGAUGAAACCAAUCAUGCUCGGCACACUACCUCCAAUCUUUCGUUUCUUCAGCCAAUUCGGCGUGCGGAUACCCCGACGCUUUUUCGUCCAGUCCAGAGAUUAUACCAGCGUCCCCCCGAUACCCAGCGACGACAAAAUCUUCCCGCCGGCCUCGGACAUUCCAGCCAUGAUAUCCUCCAUCCGUCGUCGAAAGCGCACCGUCUCCAUCGGCCCACAAUCCGAGGCCGACGCCCGCGAACACAUCGCCAACCGCGAACAAGUCCGCCGAGAAACCCGAGCAGCGAACUCCUCCCGCUCGCGAUCACCAAAACGAGACUUGCAGGUCCCCAUCACCGAAGGAUCGGUACUCAUGACUCCCGACGAGCCACCCACAGCCUCCUCUUACCUAUCCGUCCGACCCAAUGCCGCGGGGGGUUCACUGAAGACGACCUUGCAGGCUAAUCGAGCGAACGUCCUCACUCCGCCACCGAGUGAGGCUAGCGCUUCGAGCGAUGAGCAGCGCGAGGAGGAGCAGGCUGAUCGCAAGAUGCUCGCUGCUGUUGAGAAGCCCCGCGUGCGCUACGAUGUGGAGGUCAUCACGAAGCUCGUUGUUUAUGCAGGUAUCGCGUGGAUUUCUUUGGAGGGCAGUCCGAUGAUAUUUCCCAAGUUGGGACUGGUUUAGAGGGGCUUCGGCUAUUGUUUCGAGCAACCAAUGCGUGUGUUCAGCGAAUGGCCUUCCGAUACACUUUGGUAGAGUGCUUGGUUAAUUACGAUCGCGCAUAAUGAUAUAUCAUAACUUUCAGGCCCGCGUGUUUUUGAUGCCCGUGGACCACGUCUAACAUCUCAAACAUGGCCG